UUGGGCCAGAAAUCACUACUAGAAGAUGGUGAUGACGACCGACCUUCCAUUUGAUCUGGAAAACAAGAUCCUCGCCCGUGUUCCGAAGAAGUCUCCAUCACAAUGGCAAACUGUGUGUAAACGAUGGUAUACUCUACGCCAAGAUCUCCUCGCCCAGAAGCACUUGGCUCAAGCAGGAAGAGAGUUCAUCUUAUUGUUGAAUACUAGUGUUUUUUCAACAGUCAUCAACCUCCAAGAGAUUCAUCACAGCCUUGAUGAUCCGUCCAUGGAGUUUGGAGGUAAACUUGGAUCUUUACAAGAUUCAGAUGAUUUAAAAAUACAUGAUAUUUUUUAUUGCAAGGGUUUGAUCUUGUGCACUAUGGUGGGAAACCAAACGCUCGUGGUUUGCAACCCUUGUAACGGUGAAACUAGGUAUGUAGAACCUAGGACAUCUUAUCACCAAAAUGAUUUAUAUGCUCUUGGAUACAAAGGCGGCAAGUCUUCUUGUAUUAAUAGCUACAAGAUCCUGAGGUAUUGUCGUUAUUGCAACAUGCAACUGAGGCGUACGGUUUCCGAGUUUGAACUGUAUGAUUUUAUUUCUGACUCGUGGAGGGUUUUAGAUGUUGAUAAGCAUGAUUCGGACAUAUCUGCUCGUGGGGUGUCUGUGAAAGGAAACACUUACUGGGUUGCUAAAAAAAAGGACGACCAGUUCAUUCUCAGUUUCGAUUUCACAAGAGAGAGGUUUGGGUUUCUCCCUCUCCCAUAUGAGAGUGCUGAUCCUGGUGAUUUCGUGAAUUAUGAGCAUGAAGAUACCGCUGUUCUGUCAGUUGUUAGAGACGAACAACUCUCGGUGUUACAUCAAUAUCUUCAUAUAGAUUCAUUCGAGAUGAAGAUAUGGGUGAGCAAUCAGAUUAACACCAAAAAGGUGUCCUGGAGCGAGUUCUUGGUAGUGGACGUUGUGUUGCUAAAUGUUGUCAGCUUCGUCUUGGACGAGGAGCAUAAAGUGGCAGUGUGUUGUAGUACAGACAAGGAUGAUAGUGAAGAAGAGUGUACCAACAUUUCCAUCAUUGGAGAGAAUAUACAAAGACAUGUCUAUGGUGAAGGGAUUAUAGAUGGAUCAUAUUCAUGGCCACAUCUCAUGAAUUACGUUCCGAGCGCUGUUCACGUUGUGAAGAAGAGUACGCGCAAAAGCAAAAGGAAACGAAUUACAAGGAGGGAUGAACCGAAGGAGGGCAUUUCUGGAAGAAGCGUUGAGGAAACAAAAGUCACACCCAGAGAAAAACCUAUAGCAUAUCGAAGUUUCUAUCCCAAAAAGGUUUAGGAGAUGAAAGUGACACCAGACCUUAAGAAUAUUGAAGUUCUCUUGCUGUUGCUUUCAAUGU
Messenger RNA from Raphanus sativus (radish), 1361 nucleotides. RefSeq names its product F-box/kelch-repeat protein At3g17530-like. NCBI's taxonomy places the organism in Eukaryota, Viridiplantae, Streptophyta, Magnoliopsida, Brassicales, Brassicaceae. Gene Ontology annotation, molecular function: protein binding. Bases 26 to 1300 code for a protein of 424 amino acids. The transcript has 2 exons. The record is from RefSeq and is a predicted model, not a curated record.